Molecule: messenger RNA, 1848 nt
Organism: Armigeres subalbatus
Lineage: Eukaryota; Metazoa; Arthropoda; Insecta; Diptera; Culicidae
Exons: 5
Coding region: 1-1848 (615 amino acids)
Biological process (GO): cell adhesion involved in heart morphogenesis; larval heart development
Cellular component (GO): extracellular matrix
Source: RefSeq, a predicted model, not a curated record
AUGGAUGGUGUGCAAAACUGUGUGAAGGUUUCUGUCGAACACUCUAGUUCGUUCAAAUCGUGCUGGGGACUACGACUUUCUAGCCUGUUGUUCAACAUUGCGCCAGAAAAUGAAAUGCGGAGAGCCGGUGUAACAGCCGAGAUCGUCAACGUGGCGUGGUGGCGCGGUGACGACGCAGUGGGACGACCAGAAUGCGGAAGUGCCGCACAUCCGUCGAACAACGUCCCGGACCGAGUCGAUUAUGGGGAGUGCGAUAAAUUGGAACAAUGGAUCUACGAGUACGGCAGGAAAUCGCGUAUUCUUCCUGUUUCGUCGGGUAAGUUUGACAGUGGUAUAUGUCCCGCCGAAGCCCGGGAUGAUACUGCACCAAAAAUAAGUGGUCCAACCUCAUUCCAGCCCGAUACUUCCGCAUCCUGCAACCUUCGAUUGUCCGACAUCAGUUUACGCAUUUAUUAUCAAAAUGUCCGAGGCCUGCGAACUAAAAUCGAUGACUUUUUCUUGUCAACUACCGACUCGAACUAUGACGCUAUAGUUCUUACGGAGACGUGGUUGGAUGACAGAAUCUAUUCGGCACAACUGUUCAACCGCCAAUACGAGAUUUUUCGGAAUGACCGCAACCGCCUAAACAGUUAUAAACUACGUGGAGGUGGUGUACUGAUCGCAAUUUGGGUAAAGAUAAAAACACAACAAAGGUCGGUAAGCGUCGGCGUGCUCUAUCUCCCCCCGGAUCGUAAAUCUGAUUUGAAUUGCAUCGAAAAUCAUAAUAACUCGAUUGGGACUGUUUUCUCCAAACUAAGCUUGAAUGAUUUCGCACAAUCCAACAAGCCACCAUCACUCGACGCACUUCGUUCAAGCAUCUCAGAUUCCUGCUCUACUCUACUGGAUGGUUUCAGCCUACGUGGUCUUGUCCAAGUAAAUCACGUACUUAACAGAAAUAGUCGACUACUAGACUUCAUCCUUGUGAAUGAACCCGCUCUUUCCGAAUGCUCGGUACAGGAAGCUGUUGAACCUUUGCUAAAUAUCGAUGCCGAUCAUCCUGCGCUAGAAACCUGCAUCAACAUGCCAAGCCCAAUGCAAUUCGAAACAUUUGAUGAAGUGAACAGUUUGGACUUUCGUCAAGCGAACAUAGUUGCAUUGAAACGAAAGUUUGAUCAAAUGGACUGGGAGCCUAUUCGUAUGGCAACCAACGUGGACGAAGCUGUUGAAUAUUUCACCAGUGUGGUUAACAUGGCAAUCGUUGAGAACGUUCCUUUGCGUCGACCGCCUCCAAAACCUGCGUGGGCAAAUGCUCGACUUCGCAAAUUAAAACGAUUCAGAUCAGCGGCACUCAGAAAAUAUAUCCAAAAUCGCAAUCCGUUCUCCAAGCAACUAUUUACUCGAGCCAGCAACGAGUAUCGUCUGUACAAUCGAUAUCUAUACCGAUGCUACACCAAACGCAUUCAGAACAAUCUUCGCUUGAAUCCAAAUCAGUUCUGGUCGUUCGUCAGAACAACAAAGAAUGAAGAUGGCUUACCUACUGAAAUUUUCCUUGGCGAACGUCAAGCCCCAUCUCAAGUAGAUUUAGCGAUUCUGAAUACGCCCAGAGAUUUGAUCAGCCUCAACAUUAUCUCCGUCACCCCGGAACUGGUCGAUUCGGCUAUAAAGAAGCUAAAGUUCUCCAAUUCACCUGGACCCGAUGGAUUUCCUUCCUCCCUGCUGAAAAAAUGUUCAUCACAACUGAUCCAUCCUUUGACAACAAUAUUCAACCUGUCCCUGGAACAGGGUGUAUUCCCAAAGGGGUGGAAAUCAUCGUACAUGUUUCCAAUUUCGUGGAAUAACUUCACUUUGUGCUUGUUCCAAAGUACUUGA